Molecule: messenger RNA, 1909 nt
Organism: Mya arenaria
Lineage: Eukaryota; Metazoa; Mollusca; Bivalvia; Myida; Myidae
Product: thymidine kinase 2, mitochondrial-like
Exons: 10
Coding region: 13-789 (258 amino acids)
Biological process (GO): nucleobase-containing compound metabolic process
Cellular component (GO): cytoplasm; mitochondrion
Molecular function (GO): ATP binding; deoxynucleoside kinase activity
Source: RefSeq, a predicted model, not a curated record
UGUAAACAAAGCAUGCUAUUUCCAAAACGCUGUCUCAGCUUCUUGAUCAACACUGCUGGUACAUGCAGCAGAGAGUUCAACAUCUGUUUUUGGCCAUAUUCUAUUUUGAGAAGGAAGACUGUUCGACAAGAAGUGAUGAAGCACAACUUCACUGUGUGUGUGGAAGGAAAUAUAGCCAGUGGAAAGACAAGGCUUCUUGAAUACUUCAGAAAGUUCUCAGGAAUUGUUGAGGUUUUGGAAGAGCCCACUCGAGAGUGGAGGGAUGUACAGGGACACAAUGCUUUGGCAUCUAUGUACCAAGACCCGGCAAGAUGGGGAGCCAUGAUGCAGUCUUAUGUUCAACUAACGAUGGUCAAACUUCAUACACAGCCACAGUCAGUUCCAGUGAAGAUGAUGGAAAGAUCGCUGCACAGUGGACGCUACUGCUUCAUUGAAAACCUUCAUAAAAGUGGCGUGAUGGCAAACCUGGACUAUGUUUUACUUAAUGAAUGGUUUGAAUGGCUGACUACCUCUCAGGACUUCAAUGUUGACCUCAUUGUUUACCUCAGGACACGGCCAGAGGUGUUGAUGGAAAGAAUAAGAAGCAGAAACAGGCCUGAGGAGCAGGACAUUCCAAUGAAAUAUCUUGAAGACCUUCACCAAUUACAUGAGAAAUGGCUGGUAGAAAAGACUCCAUUCAAACCCACAGCCCCAGUACUUGUAUUGGAUGCCAACCAAGAUAUAGCUACGAUGAACCAAAUAUAUGAGGAGCAUAAGAAACAAAUACUGUGUGGGUUACAGACAACCUGACAAAGACUGAGCAAAAGUCUUAGACUCUGUUACCAUAGGAACCAGACUGGUUUAGAAUGAAAGUAGCAAACCAGUCCGACUAAAUUGCCAAAAUGUUAGAGUUUGUUACCAUAGGAACCAGUCUGGUUUUAAAUGAAAGAAGUAAACCAGUCGGACAAAAUUGCAAUUUUUUAGACUGUCUUGCCAUAGAAACCAGACUGGUUUAAAUGAAAGAAGCACACCAGCCUGACUAAAUUGCAAAAAUCUUAGACUUAGACCAUAGGAACCAGACUGGUUUUAAAUGAAAGUUACAGUAGUAAACCAGUCAGACAAAAUUGCAAAAAUCUUAGACUGUGUUACCAUAAGAAAUAAGACUGGUUGAAAAUGAAAGAAUGAAACCAAAUAGAAUGCUUGACAUUGUUUUGAAAGAUUUGAUCUAGUUGCAUCAUGCUGUCGAUCAUUAAACAAAUUUAGACAAAAAGCUCUGAGAUCAGAUACUUGGCAAAUUUUUACAAUUAAUUGGAAUGGCAAUUGAACUUCAAUAUGUGGUGAAGAGCACAAUUUUGUUGGUAUAUUCCAGUAUUUUUUCAUUGUCUCACCCUGACCAAUGUUUUAUCAUUUUCUAAUAUUUUACAUACAGUUAUUUUUUUACAUCAGCAUUAAAAAUAUUUCACUCGUGGCUAUGCCACAAUAUACCUUAUAUUGCGAUCUUUCAUGGAAAUAAACAAAUAUUCUUUUAAAUAUUUCACCUAAGUCCUUGUGAACAUUGUAAGCCUAUCAUGAAAUAUAACUUUUGGUUCACACUUAGUAAAAUAUUUUUCUAUUUUGCACUGUAACAAACUAUUAUCCUCUUUAUCAAAUUGUUUUCAAUAAAACUGUUUUACACUGAAUCAUCUAGGUUUUAAGACAAUGUUGUACUGUAAAAUACUAGUAAAAAAAAAUUUAAUAUGUUUUUAACAAAGAAUCUCUUUUUUAUGAUCUGACACAAAGAAUAUUGAUUUUAUGUCAUUUACAAACAGUAUCUGAUUUUUUUUAUUAAAUUUUUAGAUUGUGGUAACAUCUGUUAAUGGCAGCAACAUUAAAUAAUUUGAUACUGUUAUAUUGUAGGGCAUUCUGUUGAUUAAAUGUUUAAUCUUCCUGA